AUGGGCAAAGUUACGCCUUGGUUGGCGGCAGUGGCCCCGGAGAAAGAGAAUCGAUUUCGCGGCAAUAAAAGAAAAGGAAAUUUCAACAAAAAGCCAAAGUUAAAAAAGUGGGAAAAAGAAGAUCAAGUGAUACAAGAAAAAGUCGACAGAUACAAUGAAAAAUUUGAUUCGGAUGUUCCAUUUGCUGGCUAUCCUCUGUCACCACAGACUCAGAGAGGACUAAGGAGAUAUCUACCGGAAGAUUGCAAGCCUACUCCAAUUCAACAGCAAACCCUUAUGCUCGCUCUCCAAGGAAAUGAUAUCCUUGCAGCAGCGAAAACAGGCAGUGGUAAAACUCUUGGCUUCCUCAUCCCGCUAUUAGAGAUUUUAUGGAGCAAUAGAUGGACACAAAUCGACGGAGUAGGUGGACUAGUCCUCUCACCAACGCGCGAGCUUUCGAUGCAGAUCUACGAUGUUCUGCGAAAAAUUGGUCUAAAGCAUGACUUUUCUGCCGGCCUUGUCACCGGCGGAAAAUCAGUUGAGGAAGAAGCAAAAGUCAUCUCCAAAACAAACAUUAUCAUAGCGACGCCUGGUCGACUCUGCCAACAUCUUGAUCAGACCCAUGGAUUCACGCUUGACAAUGUGAAAGCUUUUGUCAUUGACGAAGCUGAUAGAAUGCUGGAUAUGGGCUUCCAAGCUCAAGUAGAUCAGAUUAUCUCGUUUCUGCCUUCUACAAGACAGACGAUGCUGUUCUCAGCAACCCUCAGCGCGCAGACGUCGAAGCUCUCUCGGCUGAGUUUAAAGGAUCCAAAAUUUGUGAACAUUACCUCUGGUUCAAAGAGUGCGACACCAAAGAAUCUCAACCAAACUUACUGUAUCGUAAAUCAAGAAGACAAGCUCAACUUUCUAUUUUCUUUCAUGAAAAAUGUUGCGAUCAAAGGAACCACAAAAACUGUCGUCUUUUUUGCUACUUGCAAGCAAGUAAUGCAUGCGAAAGAAGUUUUCUUUAAAAUGACCCCUGGUGUUCCACUGAUGCGUCUUCAUGGCAAAAUGGGGCAGCAUCAGAGAAUGGCUACGUACGAUGAGUUCUGCAAGAAAGAUCGAGCUCUUCUUCUCGCCACAGACCUUGUUGCUCGAGGGAUGGACUUUCCAAAUGUCGACUGGGUCGUUCAACUUGACUGUCCAGAAAGCGUAGAUGAAUAUAUUCAUCGAGCAGGAAGAACCGCCAGAUCGGAUCAAGCUGGGAACUCGGUCUUGGUUUUGAAUCCGUCAGAGAAGAAGAUGAUCAAAGAGUUGAGGUCGAGAAAGCCGCCGGUGAAUGUUACAGAGUGGAUUUAUAACAAAGAGAUGAUAGUCGAUAUCAGCCCGAAGCUCAGAUCUUUAUGCGCGGAAAGAGAAGAAAUAAAGGGAUACGGAAGCAGAGCAUUCACAGCCUACUGCAAGAGUGUGCAUAUGGCGAAGAACAAAAAACUCUUCAAGCUAGACACUCUUGAUCUGGACAAAAUCGCUUCUUCAUUAGGUUUAGCCAAAACCCCUCGAUUGAGAUUUUUGAAAACGCAGAAAUCCUCGAUACUAGAAGAAAAAGCAAAGAAAGAGGAGAUUAAAGAGGAACCAAAUGCACUUGAUAGUGAUGAUUCGGAUAAUGAAGAUGAAGCUGAGGAUAUGUUCGAAAAGAAGGCGGUGACAGUUGACGAAGAACAGCUGGCGAACCUGCCGGAGAAAAAGGUUAAAGAAGGACUUUCCAAACGACAGAAAAAGAGAUUGCAGAGCAAACUGUUGAGAGGGGAAGUGGAAGGUACGGUGAAGAAGAUCGGCGAGUCAGAUGAGGAAAGAGAAGAAUCGGAAGACGAGGUCGACUUCAAUCCCGCUGAGGCUCAUUCGAGACUCAGGGAGGCAGAUGUGGACGAUCGAGUGGCUGAGAAAGAGAUGAAGAGGAGGAAGAAACUCGAGGCCAAGAUGAAGAGCAAGAAGCAAAUGAAGCUUGAUGUACUGAACAAGAACAUGGAGGAGCAGGAGGCGCACUCAGAUGAAGAGAAAAUGAAUGAAGAUACGAAUAAUUUCUUGAAUAACCUGACAUUUGGCGGAGGUGACUCGGAUGGAUCGAUACACAGUGAUGAUGAUUUCGAAAGUUACUCUAAGCGACAAAAACUUUCAAAAGAAACAGAAGAUUUCGAUUAUGAGGACGAAUCAGAUGAAGACAUGGAAACGGCAGAUCUUGAGGCCCUUGCUCUUAAACAACUGCAAAACUAA
Molecule: messenger RNA, 2229 nt
Organism: Oikopleura dioica
Lineage: Eukaryota; Metazoa; Chordata; Appendicularia; Copelata; Oikopleuridae
Source: the annotation of a GenBank genome assembly